Micromonas pusilla CCMP1545 is the source of this 1113-nucleotide messenger RNA. RefSeq lists its product as uncharacterized. NCBI's taxonomy places the organism in Eukaryota, Viridiplantae, Chlorophyta, Mamiellophyceae, Mamiellales, Mamiellaceae. The transcript is spliced from 3 exons. Gene Ontology annotation, biological process: response to salt stress; response to hydrogen peroxide; protein complex oligomerization. Bases 1 to 1113 code for a protein of 370 amino acids. The record is from RefSeq and is a predicted model, not a curated record.
AUGCUCUCCGCCGUGUCCUCCGUGUCCUCCGCGCGCGCGCGCUUCCCCGCGGUCGCGAGGACGUUCCGCUCCGCGCGAGCGAGGCAGGUCGCGCUGCACACGCGCGCGUCGUCCGCGGAACAGGCGCGCGCCCGUCCCCGCGCUCCUCCUCCGAGCUCGCGCGCGUCGUUUCCGUUCCGUUCGCGCGUCGCGUGGCGUCGCGCGCGAUACGACGACGCGUCCCCGGAAGACGCGCGGCUGGACGCGCCGCGGUCGUUGUUCUUUUUCCCCGCGAGCGCCGCGUACGUGUACGUGUACGCUUUAGGUCUCGCCGACGCCGUCUCCUCCCCCUUCCCGGCGUCGUCGUCGUCGGCGUCGUCGUCGUCGUCGUCGUCGUUGUCGCAGCAGAAGUCCGAACAGAAGGUGCAAGAACAACAGCAGCCGCAGCAGAAGCCGCCGCAGCAGACGCCGCGCUAUUCGCGAGAGUACGCGCGGAACCCCUACGCGCGGUUCUCGAUGUCGCCGGAUCCGUGGAACGAGCUCGCGCAGCUCAUGGAGAUGAGAAUCCCCCGCCGCUUCCUCACCCCAGGGUUGCUCGGGGGGGACAUGGGGACGGGUUCCUCGCUCGGCGCCGGUCCGAUCCCGCACCGCGACAGCGUCGGCCGUCUGCCGAAUAACUUUGACUUCAACAUGAACAUCAUCGAGACGAAGAAAGGGUACGAGUUCACGGCGGACCUCCCGGGGCUGUCCAAGGACAUGGUGAACGUGGAGCUGGACACGGACAACGACAUGCUCAUGAUCAGCGCGGAGCGCGCGGAGCGACACGAGGAGGUGCGUCCCCCGGAGGAUUUCCGCGACGUCACGGAGAGCAGAGGGACGUUUUUGGUGCACGAGAUUCACCCGGACGUUCCGGAGGACGAGGACAAGGACAGCGGAUUCAAAUUCCACGUCUACGAGCGUUCGUACGGAAAGUAUCAGAGGCAGUUCAGGAUGCCGGAGAACUCAAUCUCGGACCCUGGGAAGCUCGACGUCACGCUGAAGAACGGCGUGUUGACCGUGAAAGUCCCGAAGAAGCCGGACGCGAUCGACAAGGCGGAUAAGAAGAACCUGAAGAAGAUCGCGAUCAAGGGAUGA